Molecule: messenger RNA, 2060 nt
Organism: Octodon degus (degu)
Lineage: Eukaryota; Metazoa; Chordata; Mammalia; Rodentia; Octodontidae
Gene: C3ar1
Product: complement C3a receptor 1
Exons: 2
Coding region: 82-1497 (471 amino acids)
Biological process (GO): complement receptor mediated signaling pathway; phospholipase C-activating G protein-coupled receptor signaling pathway; chemotaxis
Cellular component (GO): plasma membrane
Molecular function (GO): complement component C3a receptor activity; complement component C5a receptor activity; G protein-coupled receptor activity
Source: RefSeq, a predicted model, not a curated record
UGGGGACUCAACGGGCUCGGUGGAGAGCUACAGCUCACUGUGGAAGCCUUCAGCAGUAUCUCCACUUUUUGACAUCUAGCCAUGGAACCUUUCUAUGAUGAGACCAACUCAACUGACCGAUACUUGGAGCCUCAGUCUCAAUCCCCAACCAUCCUCGCCAUGGUCAUUCUUGGCCUCACUUUCCUACUGGGGUUGCCAGGCAAUGGGCUAGUGCUGUGGGUGGCUGGCCUGAAGAUGCGGCGCACGGUGAACACAGUUUGGUUUCUGCACCUCACCUGGGCAGACUUCCUCUGCUGCCUCUCCCUGCCUUUCUCCAUAGCUCACUUGGCUCUCAAAGGCUACUGGCCCUACGGCGAGAUCCUCUGCAAGCUCAUCCCCUCCGUCAUCAUCCUCAACAUGUUUGCCAGCGUUUUCCUGCUUACUGCUAUUAGCCUGGACCGAUGUUUGAUGGUACUCAAGCCAAUCUGGUGCCAGAAUCACCGCAGCGUGAGAACAGCCUGCAUCAUCUGUGGAUGCAUUUGGCUGGCAGCUUUCAUCCUAUGUACACCUGUGUUUGUGUACCGAAAGACAUCGACUUUAAACAACCACACUGUCUGUACCUACAAGUUUGGCCCCAUGCAAUACGACUAUUUGGACUACUUUGAUCCAGACUAUGAGACUCCUGAACCCCCUUCCCAGCUGCCUGGAGAAAUGGAAGAUAGAUCAGAUCCUUCUUUCCAAAAGCAUGUGCUUCCUGGGUCAGUCACCACUAUCCUUUAUUCUCAGACAUUUCAAAGACCUUCUGAAGAUUCACCUCAUGUGGAUUCUACAAAGUUAUCUACUCAGCAUAAAUCCGCUGGUGUGGUCUCACCCACAACCCUCUGUGGGCCUCCCAUGGAAGAAAUCAGAACUGACACAUUGAAUAGCUCUGCUUUUCUUACCACUAAUUUAGACCUCUUCCCCAAUGCGCACCAAGAUUUCUUAUCCACACCUGAGCUUUCACAAGACUUCCAGGAUGAUUUAAGCCCAUUCCCAUAUGAACAUCAAGUGCCAACACCUUUGAUGGCAAUAGCCUUCACAAGGCUAGUGGUAGGUUUCCUGCUGCCUGCGGUCAUCAUGAUAGUCUGUUACACCCUCAUUGUCUUCCGAAUGCAACGGAUCCGUGUUGUCAAGUCUCGGAACAAAGCCUUUCACCUGGCUGUGGUGGUGGUGACCAUAUUUCUUGUCUGCUGGACUCCAUACCACAUUUUUGGGGUCCUCACAUUGUUUGUUGAUUUGGACAGUCCCUUGGGGGAAGCUCUGGUGUCCUGGGACUGUGUGUCCCUUGCUCUUGCAUCUGCCAAUAGCUGCUUCAACCCCUUCCUGUACGCCCUCCUGGGGAGAGACCUUAGGAAGCGAGCACGACAGUCCAUGAAGGGCAUUCUGGAGGCAGCCUUCACGGAGGAUGUUACAAAGUCUCCGAGCUGUACGCAAAGCAAAGCCUUUUCAGAAAAAGACAGCUUCAGUACAAACGUGUAAAAAUAGAGAGCAGCCAACCUCAGAUGUUCCAAGGUGCACAUACGCGAAAGGAGGAACGUGGUAAUCAGAAACUAGUCGUCAAUCCAGUUCUCCACCAUGUAGGCCUGGACUAUAGGCAUCAGCCUGACCUAGAAAACAUUAGGAAUGCAAAAGCACCACUCCAGGCAUACCCAAUCAAAACCUCUGACUACUGGAGCUAAGUGUUCAGCAGGCCCUCUUGGUUUUAAAGUGAUUAUUUCCAUAUGCAUACAGCAUACACUGAGCAAAUCCAACCCACAUCUUACCCAACUUGCAGUAAUCACCAUCUUACUUUGAGGUUGGAUGUUUCCGGCUUCCACAUGUAAGAGAAUAUGUAGUACUGGUCUUCCUGGAUCUGGCUUAUUUCACUUAACAUAACCCCAUCUACUUUCCUGCAGAUGAUGGGACUUUAUUAUCCUGGAUAGCUGAGUAACACUCCACGGCUUGUGACUCCCAUACAUUCUUCCUCCAUUCAUCUGCUCACAGGCACCUAGGCUAAUUCAGUCUCUUAGCUGGGGUGAAUAGUGUUGCAAUAAACUUUGAUU